This is a messenger RNA of Oreochromis niloticus (Nile tilapia), 4170 nucleotides long. Its product is annotated as Kv channel-interacting protein 2. Gene Ontology annotation, molecular function: potassium channel regulator activity; calcium ion binding. The record is from RefSeq and is a predicted model, not a curated record. Gene Ontology annotation, cellular component: voltage-gated potassium channel complex. Lineage: Eukaryota; Metazoa; Chordata; Actinopteri; Cichliformes; Cichlidae. Gene Ontology annotation, biological process: regulation of potassium ion transmembrane transport. Bases 690 to 1451 code for a protein of 253 amino acids. The transcript has 9 exons.
GGGCGUCCUCCGUCUCCAUGUUGCGCAUUUAUGGAGAUAAUAUUCAAAUUUUUUUCCUCUAAUCACGACCUUGAUGAAAUACGAGUGAGUCAUCCUUUUACUCUGCUGAGCCAACUCAAGGACGUGAAGCUGACAGGAUAUUGAUCCGCAAGUAUUAGGCUGCCGAGCGCCUCAAGUCCAAGGUGAGACCAUCCAUCAGAGAGCCAGGCAUAGAUUAGUAGGUACAGGCUCCCACAUCCCUCUGCUGUGCCACUCCCUCUUUUGCUUCAUCACUCCUCCCAGCUUUGAUGGUUUACCUCUCUCUCUCUCUUUCUCUCUGUUCGCGUCUUUGCAAGGACACCUGUACACGCUCCAGCUGGCAGGCGGACUUUGGAUGUUUGGCAGAAAAUUAAAGUCAGCAGUACAUUAGAACCUCAGACCCACCGAAGUCCCUCAAACUCUGCUGCGCUGUUGAUAAGCGCGAAGAGGAGAGAGGGUUGUAGUUGGGAGUGCAGGGAGCAGACAGACGAGCUUUGCGCGGACUUUUGCGUCUCCAUCGUUCAUUUAUUUGCAGCCCACACUGACUGAUGCUCAUAGAAAAGUGACAUGCAAUCGGGAGUGAAUGCGCUGAAGUCGUAGAUAAACUGCGGCUCGCACAGAUCCUGCAGGUUCAGCUUGGUGAUUCGAAAAGAACUGAGAGGGAGGGAAGCAUGAAAUCCACGAGUCAGGAUCAGAGUUUGUCAGACUCCAGAGAGCUGGACAGAUCUUACGACCCACUCACAGGUAAUCCUCCAUCCAAACCCAAUAAAAAGACCUUAAAGCAGCGCUUCCUCAAACUGCUGCCCUGCUGUCGUUCUGGCUCCAGCUCUUCAGUUAAUCAAAGGAGCAUAGUUGAAGAUGGUGAACUAUCGACAGUCUGUUACAGACCUGAGGGCCUUGAUCGUCUUGUACAGCAGACCAAAUUCAGCAAAAAAGAGCUGCAGGUCCUCUACCGGGGAUUCAAAAAUGAGUGUCCGAGUGGUGUGGUGAAUGAGGAGACUUUUAAAAGCAUCUAUUCCCAGUUCUUCCCUCAGGGAGAUUCAAGUAUGUAUGCACAUUUCUUGUUUGAAGCCUUUGACACACAGAACAAUGGCUCGGUCAGCUUUGAGGACUUUGUUAUAAGUCUGUCCAUCAUCCUGAGAGGCUCCAUCACUGAUAAACUCAACUGGGCCUUUAAUCUGUACGAUAUCAACAAGGACGGCUGCAUCACCAGAGAGGAGAUGACAGAAAUAAUGCACUCCAUCUAUGACAUGAUGGGGAAGUAUACAUACCCCCACAUGAAAGAUAGUGCCCCGAAAGAGCAUGUUGACAGCUUCUUUCAGAAAAUGGACAAGAACAACGAUGGAGUGGUCACGAUGGAUGAGUUCUUGGAGACGUGUCAGAAGGAUGAGAACAUCAUGCAGUCCAUGCACAUGUUCGAUAAUGUGAUCUAAGGAUUGGUGGACAUAGACAGAAAACAGAUUUCUCACCUGUUUGGAGCGCUCUGCUCAAAUGCAGCUCAUCGCCAGCGUGGAUGAAUUUUCUGAGCUUCAACAGCGGUCCAAGGUUCAAGUAGCAGUGACUUAAAGAUACCGACCCCAAACACACAUUUUCUAAAAUACUUUUAAUGAAUAGACUGAGCAGAAUGAGUCAAGUGUUGAUGCAAAAUUACCUGACUUGUGGGGAAUGUGAAAUUUUAUUUUUUAUACUACACAUACGAAUGAAAGCGUUAAAGGUACACUAUGUUGCAGUCUGACGAAAACAAGAAUUGCUAAUGAACAGUUUCCUCAAGCAGCAGAUAUGCACAACAAGCAGCUGCGAUUUUAAAAUUUGAUGACGUUCUUUCUAAAUUAUGACUAUUACAAUAUUUCUCUAUUGCAUGUGUUCACACACUAAAGUGAGACAGUGGCACCGGAUAUACAGACGUGGAACAAAUGGAAUAACUCUUAAAUGUUGUAAAGUAUCACACACUCUCUCUAAUCACUCUUGUCCUAUAACAGAGGAUAGCUUUAAGUUUGAAAUCAAAGCAAUAACCUUACAUAUUAUCAGUCCUUAUCUGUCCUCUGUGUUCUUAUGGAGCUCACCACUCACAUUUACUAUAAUUGUGCAUAUUGUGUGCAUGAUGUAUCUGUUUUCAUUGAAUAGUUUAAUGAAAGUGUUAAUAUAUUUUCUAUAUGGGCAUAGUAAUGAUGGUGAGGAGGAAACUAAAUAAAAUCACACAGUUGCUAUGCAAAAGAAAAAAUCAUUAAAUUACUGAAAUAUGAUUGAUGGGUUUGGCUCAGGUUACUUGUUUUUUUUUUUUAAAAGUGCUGAAACAGUGCUUAAGAGGGUGUCACCUGUCUAGAUUAUGAUGUGCAUUACAUUCAUGCAACAGAAUGUAAUGAGAGCCGAGCUUUUAAGAGGUUCCUGGCACAACUUCAUCUGCAGCCAAGGUGCAUGGAGCAAGUUCAGCAACACUUCAUUUAUAUUUUAUUUCUAAUGUGUUUCAACUUGUUGAUUUUUUUUGGGUCAACAUAAAAACAUGACAAACAAUACGUACGCAGUUCAUUGCUCAAAUACGGUGUUGUCUGUCGGAUGCACCCUUUCUCCAGAAGCAAUAAUUGGACUAAAACCAAAUGAUCACAUAUCCAGCCAAUCAUAGGAGGUGCCAACACAGUAUGUGGCUGUGUUGGUGGCUUUGUAAUUUUCUAUGCCACACCUAUCCUAAAACAGUGCUCUGAUGAAGUCUACGAGUUGAAUCAGUUGAGCAAUAAAGUCUUUCUAUAAACUAGGCGUUGCACAAGUUUGCAGUUUUAAAGUCUAUCAGCAGAAUGUAGUUUUAUUUACACACCCCCCCCCCCCAAAAAAAUAAUCUUGGGCUUAUCCAAAUCAACGGAAAACCAGUUUUAAAUACGUCCACAGUGUCUGUUUUCACAUCCUCUCCUCUGAUGUUGCAGUCGUCUCUUACUUGAACACCUUCAGCACUAAUUUGGCUCCGAGAGGAUCUUUAAAACUUUAACAGCAGGAAACGUUGCAGUGUAUUCAAUUAAACAAUAUAAUUCAAUAAAACCAUUUUUGCCUUUAAAUCAGACGACUAAUGACAAGAGUAAUAAAGAACUUGCGUAAAAAAACAACAAAAAGAAAACAGCAGGUGAUUAAUCAGAACUCCAGCUGGGAGGAAGUUGUUCAACUGAGUGUUGCCUAAGCAGACGAUAUAAACCCAGCAGACAACUAUUAGAUGUACCUAGCUCGUACUGGGUUGGACCCAAAUCUGUCUUUGUGACAUGGAUUUAACUAAUUUCCACAUGAUAAGCGUAAGAAAAUGGAUGUACAGAAAACAAGAAAAAGCACAUUUCUGAUUUAUAACUCAAUAAACAUGAACACAAGAACAUUUUGAAUAUAUAUCCUUUAUUUUUAUUAAACAAAAUUUAAGUAAAAACUCUUAAUAAGUAGAAAGACAAAUUUCCCUGUCAGUAGUUUUUUUUUCAACCACAGCUGUAUUAUCUCAUGUGUUUACUACGGAGUUGGACAAAUCUGUUGCACAAGUAUGUAAAUGUGUUUUUUUUUCAGUGACUACAUAUGAUUUCCUCUCUAAACUCAUUUUAAAAUCAAAGGCAUCUCUUUCCUUAUUUUCUGGUAAUUGUGCAUGAUGUGAAACUUUCCCAGUAAAUAACUUAUAAAAGUUGAAGAUGACUCUUGAAAACAAACAAACAAAUAAAGCAACCGUACUGAUCAACUACAGUCCAAAUAAAACGCAUCAGAUGAUCACAGAAGAGAAGGGAGCAGCCGUACAGCGUUAGCUCGAGUAUCUCCGCUUCUCCCCAUUCGCUCACGUCUACUAAAUUUUGUGACACGUGAAAGAAGUGUUAACCACAUCUUCGCUGACUCUUGGGCCACAGUGUGAGAAAACUGACAGUAUAUAGAGCCAAAACUACAGCAAAGUCGGAAAUGUGUCUUACAAAGGCGUUAAGCGGAGUUGGUGAGUAGGUGCACUGUGCACGCUGAGCCACCUCUGGCAGUGUUUUCAACUAUUAUUCUCUUUUUCUUUCUUUUUCUUAAAAAAAGAAGAAGCUACGAUUAUCAUCACAAAAUAAAAUCUCUUUGGCAUAGAAUACCCACCCAAAAGCGUAAACAAACACGCACACUCAUGCACUCACUCUUAGAAGGUUCUUAAAAAAAAAAAAAAAAAAAAAA